Myotis brandtii (Brandt's bat) is the source of this 1133-nucleotide messenger RNA. RefSeq names its product translation initiation factor IF-2-like. The transcript has 4 exons. The record is from RefSeq and is a predicted model, not a curated record. NCBI's taxonomy places the organism in Eukaryota, Metazoa, Chordata, Mammalia, Chiroptera, Vespertilionidae. Bases 81 to 1133 code for a protein of 350 amino acids.
CUCUGUCCUGGCCUCCCUCCCCGCCGAGGGGGCGGGGACCGACGGCGCCCUGCGAAAGGCAGGCGAGCCGGAGCCCAGGUAUGUUCUUCCACAAGGGCCGGGCGGCGGACAGAGCAACGUCGGAGCGGCGGGUGGAGGAGGCGGACGAGAAGAUGCCACUGCCACUGCCGCCUCAGGGCGACCCCGGGGAGGCCAGCCCGUCCAGGAGCUCCAAGAAGCACACCCCUUUCCACCUCUGGCGCUCCAAGAAGAAGCAGCAGCCUCCGCCGUCGGACUGUGGGGUGUUCGUUCCGCACCCGCCGUCUGAUUGUGGGGUGUUCGUUCCGCACCCGCCCCUGGCGCCCCUCGGCGAGGCCAGAGCUUUGGACGUAGUGGAUGAAGGACAGGUGGCUCAAGAACACCAUGAGUUUACAUCACACGGUGGGGAAUCCCAGUUCUUUCACUCCACCAGUGAGGUGCCUGGUCCUCUACCUGCAGAGUCCGGAUCGCUUAAAAAGUCCAGAGCACAACCACCAGAAGAGAACAAAAGGAAGCCAGUUUUGGGGAAACUUGGCAAUCUGUUCGCCGCAGGAAGGAGAAGGAACACCAGAAACGGGUUAGAGAGUCCCACCAGCUCCCAUGCCAAAGCAGCCUCUCCCAAAGACGCAACCUCCUCCCAGCUCCCUGCGCGAGAGGAUGAGAAGAGGGCGUCCCCCAGCAGCCCAGCAAAGCCAGCCGACAGGUGCGGGGAGGGCUUCCCCCAGGAGCAGCCCCAGGGGCCUGAGGGCGAGCGCUCUGAGCCCUGUGUCCAGGUAGCCCCCCCGGACACCCACCUGUCGCCUUGCCCGAGCAGCCGUGCAGCGGCGGCGGGGCUACUGUGCCCUGGAAAUGAAUCACCUCAAUUAGAACCUGUGCACUCAGAGGGAGAGCCCUUCCCAGAUGCCACGGCCGCUGCCAAGCAGCUGCAUUCCUCUCUAGAGAAUUCCCCCAGGCAAGAGGACGCAGAGACGCUGGCCCGCAGUCCGGGGGAGGACGCAUUGCCCGGCGCUGCUGGCGCACAGGAGGCGGUCCAGGGGGGGGGGGGAGUGCCGAGAACAGGGCCGGAGGACAGGUGUGCCGGCCGGGCGAGCGCGCCCAUCCCGCUAAAGUGUUAA